Messenger RNA from Zerene cesonia (dogface butterfly), 3524 nucleotides. RefSeq names its product protein abnormal spindle-like. Gene Ontology annotation, biological process: spindle organization; establishment of meiotic spindle localization; mitotic cell cycle. Gene Ontology annotation, cellular component: spindle pole. The transcript is spliced from 5 exons. The record is from RefSeq and is a predicted model, not a curated record. The coding region runs from base 162 to 3524 and encodes 1120 amino acids. Gene Ontology annotation, molecular function: protein binding. Lineage: Eukaryota; Metazoa; Arthropoda; Insecta; Lepidoptera; Pieridae.
CAGUUUGAAUCGUAGUUUUGAAUUGGUUUGAAAAUUUUUGCUUUAGAGCGUCUAAUCGAGUACUUAUUUUUUAAAUGUAACUGAAACGUUUCGUUUGGGUGAUUUCAGUGUAAAUGAAAUAUUAUUAUUAAUUAAAAUGCUAUAAAGAUUUAAAUAACAUAAUGUAUUUCCAGAUCGAAAAUACUCCGGAACAUGUAAAAAGAGCCCGGAGAGCUAAAAAAGCCCCCCCUGUGUCGCCUAAAGAAGAAUGUCCACGUUUGAUACUGGCUCCCUUCUCCAGACCGCCGCAAGUCGUUUUCGACAAUGUUCUCAUCGGCUCAUCAUGCGAAAAAUAUUUGGAAGUUUUCAAUCCGUCCAAACAAGUUCAACAGAUAACAUUAAACAAAGCUUUACCUCCUGGAUUGAUUAUCGAAUUGCCUGGAGAAUGGCUUGUUCUAGAACCAGAGACAUGCUAUUGUUUGAGCAUGGUGUGGUCUCCGACACAACCUAUAGCUCUACGGGAGACAAUUAGGUUCACUAAUGAGAACAGAGGCAGAUAUGAUGUCAUUGUUGUUUUGAAAUCUGUAAUGGCUAUCAAAGCAAAGACUAAAGGUUUCAAGACCUCUCCAGGGAAGAUAAAAAAGAAGUCAUUGAAAAAAUCUCCAGUAAAUAUCACAAAAAAGAAAGUAGCAGUAAUCUAUAAUACCACUCAAAUUAAGAAAACUAUAAAUGUUGUGCAGUCUACAAAAUAUAAAGUUUUAACUACCAGUAGUGAAACUUUUCUGGACCACAGACCUGCUUCACCUAAAUGCCCCUUUGACUCGCCUAAUAGUGUUGAUAUUGAUUUUAACACAUCAGAAAUAUUUUCAAAUGUUCAAAAUCGUACUGCCGAAUCUUUUCUGCAAAAAACAUAUGACAAACCUGUGAUGAAUGACAAAUUGGAAAUACCCAAAUCAUACAAUGUUUUGAAACCAUCAAACAAACAAACCUUUGAGACGUCUGCCUCUGAUAUUUUUGACAACAUCACAUUCACUCCUCUGAAAAGUGCUGCAACAAAAAAUGAAAAACUAAAUAAUGGACCUAAAAUUGUAUUGAGUAUACCUUCCGAAAGUGACUAUGAUGACAGUUUAGACAUUAAAGAUGGGAAUAAAGAGAAUGAAACCCACUCAAUCAUUUGUAUUACAUCAACUCAUUUGACCAAUAAUAGGUGGUUAACAGUAGAUAGCCACACCAAAUUGGGUAAUACGGAAAUUGAAACCCCUAAGAUUGUAAGUAAAAAAAUUCCAAACACAUCUUCACCAAAAGAAUUAAAUAGUCCAAACUUUUCCAUAAAUACCGACUUUUCCCGUAUAAGUGACUUGUCGUUCUUCCCGCCACGAUUUUCAACGGAACGCAAGAUGUUCCCGAAAAUUAAUAAUGACACUCACGAUAUAAUAGAUGACCAUCAUAUGAAACUAAGUUCCGAUACUUAUACAAAAGAUUCGCCCAAUACACCAUUUGAAUAUCACGUGAACCAAAUCGAAUCAAGGCAGUGUUAUCCUCUGAAGGAACAAAAUCAACGAAUGUGUAGACAAGCAUUAUUUAGAGAACAAGAUAUACGGGACUACAAUGAACGAAAUUUCGUUACUCGUGCAGAACAUAAUUCCUGGCAAAAUGAUUUGAGAAUGGAUAUAAGAUCGCCGCCUAGAUCUAUAACUCCACCUUUACAAUCCAUUCCCGAAGAAAGUGUUCAAUUUUCAGACACGCAUACGUUUGAUAGAACAAAUCAGCAUAUGGAUACAUUCUCUGUUAAUCGUACUUAUAAUAAACAUGAAAAAACAGUAAAUAGGCAAACGGCUUGGUCAAAAAAGGCUGUUGUUAAAUCGAAGAUUUUACCAUUAACGAGGGCUUCUGCUACGAAAAUAAAUUCCACCUUUGAUGCGAAUAAAAGUAACGCUACGAAUGUUACUCUUAAUUAUAUCCCAAAUGUUUAUUCACAAUCACUAACUGUUGAUCCUUUCUUAUCAACUACGUAUUUUUAUGAUGAAUCUCUGAUUCAAAAAUUUGAAAGAGACUUCAAACGUUGGCUAAAUUAUAUAUUGACACCUCCCGAUCUCGAUAGUAAUGUUGAACAGAAAAUAGAUGUAGGUAAGGCAUGGAUUGAAAAUAGAAAUAAAGAAAUUCCAACAGCUCCGACUAGAGAAAAAGUUUGUAACGUUUAUCACAAUAGUCAUCGACUCGAAAGUUUACGUAAAUCCGCGAGAACUUUGCUUAAAACCCCAGAAAUAUCUCAAGUUCUUCUUAAAUUGAACGCUCAGAUAGACAAGAAACUGAUUGCCAUAAGAGACGAUAGAAAUUUACAUUUAGAUAUUGGAUUACAGAAGACCAUUAUGGAAAUUAUACUCUCGUAUAAUCCACUGUGGUUGCGUAUAGGCUUAGAGGCAAUAUAUGGCGUAAUUUUACCUUUGAAAUCAAACAGCGAUAUAGAGGGAUUAACCUUGUUUAUCAUCCAGAGGAUGUUUAAGAAUCCCUUUUUAAAAAAUAAACAUUCAAAAUCGACUGCACCAAACAUGCUGCUGCCGGCAUAUAUAGAGGCGAUCAAGAAGUUUAGUUUGAAGAAAUUUUUCAUGCUGGUAUUCUUUCUAGAUCAAGCAAAACAAAAGAAGUUGAUAUCGCACGACCCUUGUUUAUUUUGUAGAAAUGCAAUAUGCAAGGAGAGUCGUCAAAUAAUAAUCCGUUUCACGCGGGAACUUAUAGCCGGAAUUGGCGAUAUCACUAAACAUUUACGACCACUGGGUUAUGUGGUGGUUCACAAACAAACAUACCUGGAUGAGUACAAAUAUGGUGUGAACGACAUAGCGAUUGAUUUAAGGGAUGGAGUGAGGUUGACAAAAGUUUCUGAAAUUAUUCUAAUGAGAGAUAAUCUACUCAGUCAGCUACGUGCUCCCGCUGUUUCGCGCUUGCAGAAAAUACAUAACGUUGAAGUUGCUCUCAAAGCAUUAAGAGGUGCAAACUUUAAGAUUGAAGGUGAAAUUACUUCGACUGACAUUGCAGAUGGUCACAGGGAAAAAACAUUAUCUCUUCUGUGGCAAUUAAUUCACGUAUUUCGUGCACCUUUAUUCGAAAGAGCGGCCAACGUUAUACAAAUUUGGUGGAAGAAGAAAUAUGAAGUUAUUGCUGAAAAGAAAAGAGUUGAAGAGGAAAUACUCAGAAAGAGGAUUAUUGCUGCUGAAAUUAUUCAGUACUGGUGGCGACGUAUACAGUAUAAACGCAUGUAUGAAAAGCGAUUGUAUGAGGUUACUUGUGCUGUUAUUACUUUACAGAAAUUUUGCCGAAUGUGGCUGUGCCGUAGCCGUUUGCGCAAGUAUAAAACAAGUGUUCUAAAAAUAGAAAGAUGGUACACGGAUUUGAAAUUAAUACGAGAAGCUAAAGAGAUAUUACGAUCAAAGAGAGAAGAACGUAGACACAAGUGCGCUGUUCUUAUUCAGGCAUAUGUCAGACGCUGUCAUAGAGCACUUCAAACAGUAAAGCUAUAUAAAGAACAACAAAUUUUAAAAGUUAUAUAA